AUGGAAGACGAUCAUAUACAGUCCGGACAAAAAGGUUCCGAUGAGGAACCCGGCGAACCAAUUGACGAAGAAAAUCGAUUUACUUCUUCUUCUGAAGAAGAAUCAACUGAUUCCGAAGCCGCAAAAGAGAUCGCAGAUGGCGAGGAUGAGCUUGAUCUGAUCGAAGAAAACACUGGCGUGAAAAUAGCUCGUAGUGAGCAAAAAUUCAAACGCUUGAAGAGAGGAGUAAGGAAUCCGUCUAAAGAUGUUAAAAAUAUUUUUGAUGAAGACGAAGAAGAAGUUUUGGAAGAAAACGAGGAGGAUUUCGUCGUUUAUGACGAUGGGGAGGACUUCGUCCAAGGUGAAAGACACGCACCGACAUUAUUCGAAGAAGUAUUUAAUGAUCUUGAGGAGAAAUAUGUAUUUGCUUAUGAAAAAAUUGAGGAGCCACCUGAUUUUAAUAUUGAAACAUUGGAAAAAGUAUUUAGCCCAGAAGCUUAUUUAACCCGCAAAGACAAAGAGAUAAAAACUACUGAUUUACCAGAGCGUUUCCAACUUCGACAAGAAAUCAUAGUGAAUCGUAAACUUACAAGAGAAGAAAUCAAUCUAGCAACAGAUAACGUAACAAAGUCUAUUUCAGGAUAUCAUGGAAUUCGAGCUUCGUCGCAUUUAUAUAAGGCCGUGAAAAAUGUCUUAUCAUGUUUUGGUCAGGAAUUUGUAGAAGUUCCAUACAUAUGGACUUAUAAAAAGGAUUUGAUUGCUAAUUAUGAUGAUGAUCCCAUAUCAACGGUCCUUUCUCGAGCUGAUUUAUGGUAUAUUUUUGAUCUCGAAUAUGAUUUCAGAAUCUUUUUGGAAAAGAGAGAUCAGAUAAAUUCAGAAAUUUCUAAGAAUCAUUCCCAGAAUUCUUACAUAUGUAAGAUAUUUUCAGAAGUAAAAGAGAUCGAUGAACUUUAUGAUUUGAACGUGUACAUUAAAUUUCAAGAAAGGAAAGGAACGAUUAGUGUUCAGAGAGUUUCCCCAACUGAGGAGUUGCGCCGUAAGGGUAUGGUAUCAAAGAAUGUUAAAUAUUUGGAAUAUAUUCACAAGGGUCUCCUCAGGGUAGUUGACAAAUUUGGAGUUCAAAUUCCUUCAUUCGUUCAAAGUCUCAUUUCAGAAACAAAACUUCAUCAGCCCGUUAACGAAAAUUUGAUUCCACUGGACAUAAUACGACAAUUCUAUCCUGAAGCCAGAGAUCCUGAAGAAUUAUUACAGCAAUCCACGGAAUUACUUGCCUAUGAAAUUUCACUUGAUCCUAUGUUUCGGAAAUUUGUUCGUAAUAGUUAUAUGCGAAAUGGACUUUUGAUUACUUCAGGUCCGUUGAAAGACGUACCUAGUAACAAUGAGUGUUGGUCUUACUGUUUUUGGAAUAUACCAAUCCAAAAAGCAUUCAAUAUAGGUGCCGAGUUUGCUCGAAUUCUAUACCAUAGUAAUCAAAAAUUGAUAAAUUUAACGUUUCAAUUACGUGACGAAGAAAAGUUUUUGGAAACACUUAAAAAUAACAUUGUGAGUGAUAAUCCAAGACGGUUCGACCUAGAAACUUCACUAGCUUCAAAUAGCCAUGUCCAGUGGAAUAAAUAUCGAAUAGAUGCUGUACAUAAAGCAUAUAAUGAUAUUUUACGACCAAAUAUUGAAUCAUGGAUAAUAGCAAAACUCAAAGUCAAUGCCGAACAAUGUAUAAUGGAGCAAUGUAUGCUCAAUUUAGAAAGGAAGAUUGAUGUAAAGCCAUUUAGAGCGUCAGACAUGCGUAGAAGUGCAAUACCUCGCGUUUUUGCAUUAUCAUUUGGAGCCGGUGGAAGGGAUAAUGAUACUUGUUGUGUGUACAUCAAUGAAUAUGGUAAAAAGAUACAUGAAUGGUUCUGGCCUAUGCUCAAGGAUUUAAACUCAAAUGAAGGAAAUGAAUUCCUGAAUGCUUUAGAAGAACACAACCCUCAUAUUAUCGUCGUACGGUGCUAUGAUUUUAAAACGAAAUUUUUACUUCAGACCGUUAAGACUUUUGUACGUUAUCACAACGAGAGAAUAAAUAAUUCAUCUGAAAAAGCUACCGUAACAGUUAUUGAUGAUAAGGUUGCAAUAGAGUAUACCGCGUCAGAAAUAGCGAAAAAGGAGUACCCAAAGUCGGUGGAAUUAUCUCGAUAUUGUACAUCUUUAGCUAGAAUGGUACAAAAUCCAUUGAUGGAACAUCUUAGGCUUGGAGACAAAAUAAUGUCUAUUAAGUUUCAUCCUCUACAAUCCUUUUUACCCGAAGAAAAACUUAAGGAAGCGUUAGAUCGGGCAUUCAUAAAUGUAGUUAACGAGGUGGGAGUUGAUAUCAACGAUAUAUUACACGAUGAGUUUAAUGAGCCAAAACAGAGGGCUUUACAUUAUAUUUGUGGAUUUGGGCCUCGAAAGUCCAUCUAUUUAAAGCAAUUAAUAUUCGGCGAGAAUUACAAACCGCAGUUUGAACCAUUUAUCGAUAGUCGAUCUAUGUUGAAAGAUAUUCUGUCCGAACCAAAAGUCUUCCAAAAUUGUGCUGGAUUUCUAAGGAUACGUCCUGAUCCUAAUGACCCAUUAGAUGACAGUCGUAUGGAAUCAUUAGACGACAGUCGUAUCCAUCCCGAUUAUUAUGAUUUGGCACGCAAAUACUCUAGAAAUACUCCUGACAUGAAUGAUGCAAUUUCUAAUCAUAGGUAUUUCUUAAUGCAGUUAAUCAAAAGAGAAAAUAGGAAUCCUUUUGGGGAUAGGCGACGGGAUUACGAGUUGCCAACAGUUGAUCAAGUUUUCGAAAUGGUUACUAAAGAAACAAAAGAUAGUUUAUACCCAGGUCUCAUUGUACCGGUAGUUGUCAGGUCCGUUACAACUGGUGCUUUAAGAGUUCGUCUUAGAAACUCGGGGUUCGAAUGUAACAUUGGUUGGAAUUAUAUAGAUAAGAAUAAUAAUAUUGAAGAAGGUGAUACAUUCGACGCUUUAGUGAAGUCAAUAAAUAAGGAAGAUUUUACUAUCAUAUUGAGUUGUAAACCAAGGGACUUGGACACAGGAAAUCAUAGAUCCUUCCGUAAUGAAAAGUUUGAAGAAUUCAUUGAUAGAGAAGCCAAAGAGAAUUAUCAACCUCCAGUAAAAGUUAAGAAAAUCAAUCAGUAUGUUUCGAAACCUAAGCCGAAACCACCACGACACAUUUCUCAUUCUUGCUUUGAAAGAGUAUCCGCUUCAGAAGCCGAAGAAAAGUUAUCUACUCAACCAAAUGGAUUCUACAUAAUUCGACCAAAGACUGAUAAUCCAGACAAACUUUCAAUAACUUGGAAGAUUUAUGAUAACGUUUUUCGUCAUUUUGAUAUUAUUGAAAUUGGAUUGGAACCUGGUCAAGAAGUUGGUCGCAGAUUAUUUGUGGAAGGCGAACAAAAGGAAUAUGAAGCCUUGGAAGAAUUAUUAGUCACGUAUAUUGAUGAUACAAAUGAUUUUAUUGAUAAGUUGAUAAGUCAUCAAAAGUUUAAACCAACAGAGCGACAGUUGGAUGAAUAUUUAGAUAUUUGUCUUCGAAAUAAUCCGAAAUAUACUGCAUAUGGAUUUUACAUGGAUAAUGCUAACCCUGGUUGUUUUUUUUACGGGUACAAAUUUAGACCAGGAGCUCAUAUGUCGAAGAUGCGGGGAAUAUUCAGACCUUAUGGUUACCGUGUUGAAGAAUUCCGCUUCCACAGUCUCGAUGAAGUUGUGAACGGGAUGAAACAAAAAAUCUUAGAACGAUACACUAAUCGCAAACGCUAA
Molecule: messenger RNA, 3756 nt
Organism: Funneliformis mosseae
Lineage: Eukaryota; Fungi; Glomeromycota; Glomeromycetes; Glomerales; Glomeraceae
Source: the annotation of a GenBank genome assembly